This is a messenger RNA of Arabidopsis arenosa, 1190 nucleotides long. The record is from the annotation of a GenBank genome assembly. Lineage: Eukaryota; Viridiplantae; Streptophyta; Magnoliopsida; Brassicales; Brassicaceae.
GUUGAUAGAAAGAAGAAAGCAAAAGACACUUCCUUUUGCUCGGUGGCGUUGUAGGAAUGGGAGAGAAGAAGACGACGACAGGAGAGGGCUUAGGGUUUUACAAGGAAUAUGUCGCCGGAAUGAUGGCUGGUCUCGCCACUGUCGCCGUCGGCCACCCUUUUGACACCGUCAAGGUGAAACUUCAGAAACAUAAUACAGAUGUGCAAGGGCUCAGAUACAAAAAUGGGCUGCAUUGUGCUUCAAGGAUCCUGCAAACUGAAGGAGUCAAAGGACUUUAUAGGGGAGCAACAUCCUCGUUUUUGGGAAUGGCUUUUGAAAGUUCAUUGAUGUUUGGCAUAUACUCCCAGGCAAAGCUGUUCUUGCGGGGAACUUUGCCAGAUGAUGGGCCACAACCAGAGAUAAUUGUUCCGUCUGCUAUGUGUGGUGGAGCUAUUAUUAGUUUUGUAUUAUGUCCAACAGAGCUUGUAAAGUGUAGAAUGCAGAUCCAAGGAACGGAUUCUUUGGUUCCUAACUUCCGUAGAUACAAAAGUCCUCUUGAUUGUGCCGUUCAGACCGUUAAAAAUGAAGGGGUGACAGGUAUUUUUCGUGGUUGUUCGGCAACAUUAUUAAGAGAGUGUGCUGGAAAUGCUGUCUUUUUUACUGUCUAUGAGUAUUUACGGUAUCAUAUCCACUCGAGAUUGGAGGAUUCUAAGCUGAAAGAUGGUUACUUGGUUGACAUGGGGAUAGGAGUUUUCACUGGUGGUCUUGGAGGCAUAGCUUGCUGGUCAGCUGUUUUGCCCUUUGAUGUAGCAAAAACCAUUAUCCAGACCUCUUCAGACAAAGCUACCGAGAGAAAUCCUUUUAAAGUGUUGAGCUCGAUUCACAAGAGGGCUGGACUCAAGGGAUGCUAUGCAGGUUUGGGUCCAACCAUUGUGAGAGCAUUCCCUGCUAAUGCAGCAGCAAUCGUUGCUUGGGAGUUCUCAAUGAAAAUGUUGGGAAUCAAACGGGACUAGGAUUAGUCUUCCAAUCUAAUUUAUUUGGUCUGAUUUUCAGAUCUCAGAACCACAAGGAGCGUGCAUUUGCUUCGAUGAGCUUUCUUGUAACAGAACUACAUAUAUCAAGAAUCAAAAGUGUCUCCCAGAUUAUUAUUUUUGAUAGCCUUUUAGCUCUGUCUCCUCAUUUGUUGAUUGCAAUACAAAUACAGUUUCCUG